AUGAGCUCAAUUGAAACCAGAAAGAAGAUGGCAGACUUCAAACCGCGCAACAUCCUCAUCAUCGGCGCCACAGGGAAUAUCGGCCGCUUCAUCACUCAAUCCAUCGUUGCCGCACGAUCUGAAUUUGAUCGCGUCGCGAUCCUGACUUCUGCACCCGGUGCAGGUAGCGAGAAAGAAAAAUUCAUAAACGAAGAACUCAGGCCAAAGAAUGUUGAGAUCAUUGUUGGUGAUAUCAGUAAUGAGCAGGAUGUUUUGAAUGCUUACAAGGGAAUCGACACAGUAAUAUUUGCCCUAGGCCGAGGUGCUAUCAUCCCCCAAAUCCCACUCAUCAAACUCGCCGCCUCCCCGGGGUCUUCUGUGAAAUGGAUCUUCCCAUCCGAAUACGGCACAGACAUCAAAUACGGCCCUUCUUCUGCAGGGGAACCAACCCAUCAAGGCAAACUAAAAGUCAGAGAAUAUAUUGAAGAAGAUGACGAGAUCAAGAAUAGCGGUCUGAAAUAUACAUAUGUUGUGACGGGUCCGUAUCCAGAGAUGUUUCUCAAGGGAGACUCGGGGUAUACGAGUGGAUGGGAUGUGAAAUCCAAGAAAGCUUACCUCUUGGAGAAGGAUAAUAAGAUUAGCUUUACGACUAUGAAAGAUACCGGCGACCUCGUCCUCGCGGCCCUCCGCCACGCAGGCCCUGCAACAUUCAACAAAGCUCUCAAAGUGAAUUCAUACACUACAACUCCAGCUGAGAUUCAAGCAGAGUUUGAGCGUCAAGUGGGCAGUGGAUGGACCAUUCAAGAAGUCUCUAAUGAUGCGCUCAAAGAAUUCGAAAAGAUGGCUUGGAAGGAUGGUCGUCCUGAUGCAGCUCUGUUUACGUUGCGGCGUAUUUGGGCUGAGGGUGGUACGUUGUAUGAGAAGAGGGAUAAUGGUGUUAUCGGGGAGCCGGAGGUGGAGAGCUUGAAGGAUACAGUGGCCUGGUAUAUCAAGGCUUCUACCUGA
Molecule: messenger RNA, 984 nt
Organism: Talaromyces marneffei
Lineage: Eukaryota; Fungi; Ascomycota; Eurotiomycetes; Eurotiales; Trichocomaceae
Exons: 3
Coding region: 1-984 (327 amino acids)
Source: RefSeq, a predicted model, not a curated record